Messenger RNA from Peronospora matthiolae, 1488 nucleotides. The record is from the annotation of a GenBank genome assembly. NCBI's taxonomy places the organism in Eukaryota, Oomycota, Peronosporomycetes, Peronosporales, Peronosporaceae.
AUGCGGUGCGCGAGCAAGGCCGCCGAGAGCGCGUCUGCACGUCUCUGUGCGGACGCCGAAGCAGAAACAACAGCAACUGAUGUCUCAUCGGUUGCUGAAGCGACCCAGCCUGUGUCACUUGGUGAUGCAGGCGCUGGUCAUGAAGACACUCGUGUCUUCACAGAGUACGAGCUCGGUGUCUCGUACUCUCCUGAUACGGAUGACGGAUCCGUAUCGACGGCGAUUGAAUCUAAGCCGCCUGCCAAGUGUGGCAUGGACGAUGCUUUGCGUCGCAGCAUCUUUGGUUCAUCUGAUGAAUCAGAUGAACCAUCGCCGAAGCGAAGGCACUCGAGGUCGCGAGACUCGGGCGCUAACAGUGGUGUCGGUUCUCCUAUUGACACCACUUCGCAGCGAGGUGCCAGUCCUUAUGUCGGUACAUCGCAGGAAGAGCGGGACCGCAGUGUGUUGCGUCUCGCUCCCGAGAAGAAGGCAUGGAUACCUCCCAAAUCCGUCAUGAAUCACUUGUCGGCGACGACGAGUGAUCGUUAUCGAACACGAUUGUUCGAUUCGUCAAGGAUCUAUCACCUUGACCCCAGCGCGAAAAAAUAUCGCGCUGAGAAUGAAUUCUUCAUCGAUGCUUUCUUUAGACAUCGAUGGUACAGUGGGAAUCACAAGCGUGAUGGUCCCUCACUACUUCAAGCGUGGAACGCCUACAUCCAUAACCUCGAGGAUGUAAGUCGUGACGUUUGGAACGACAAACUUAUCAAAGCUCGUGAUAAGUUUGAAAAGCGAACCCCGACAGGUGCACGCUACAAGCUGCAUCGUCUGUCGAGGGAGAAAGGAUUAUCCUGCCUCUCAUGGGAAGACCCGGAUUUACAACCUGAAAUCCUUUACGACCGUGCCGGGAAGACUUUCUCCGGCGGUCCUUCUGCGGCACAGGAUGUGCCGCGUCGUACUGCUCAACCAGACCCAGUACGUCGAUCAUCAGUUGGGAGCGGGGCUCCCAAGUAUCCCAGGACGGGGGAUAGCCGCGCCACCGGACGAGAUAACUCGUCCGACGUCCGUUCACGUCGCGGAGGUUCAACAGCUGCUCAACUAUAUAGCGCUGGCCACCGCGAGAGUCCUCUAAUGGAGGUGGAGGAGGAGGAAAGACGCUCUCCACACGAUCAUGUGGAUCGGUGUGUUCCCGAGAGCUUCUUUGAUCGCGUAACGCAAGGGUUACGCAGCGAUCUCGAACAUGAGCGGAAUAGGCGUCUCCAGAUGGUGGACACUGCCUCGAAGCAUCGAGCUGAGUUUGCCUUUGCUCAGCUUGAGAACGAGAGAUCUCUGACAUCUCUUCGUGACGAGCUAAGGGUAGCUCGUGGGAUGGCUGAUCGGUCUCGGGAUGAGAUAGCUGCUCUUCAGACCCUUGUUGAUGCCCACCAUCGGGAGCACAAGGCUCUCUGCGAGAUGCUUGAGCGCAAGGGCGUUCUUCAUCGAAAGAAGCAGCGUACUGAUGGUACGGCUUAA